This is a messenger RNA of Podarcis raffonei (Aeolian wall lizard), 913 nucleotides long. It is a transcript of the gene SELENOS, whose product is annotated as selenoprotein S. The coding region runs from base 57 to 614 and encodes 185 amino acids. The record is from RefSeq and is a predicted model, not a curated record. Gene Ontology annotation, biological process: retrograde protein transport, ER to cytosol; endoplasmic reticulum unfolded protein response. Lineage: Eukaryota; Metazoa; Chordata; Lepidosauria; Squamata; Lacertidae. The transcript has 6 exons. Gene Ontology annotation, cellular component: Derlin-1 retrotranslocation complex; endoplasmic reticulum membrane; Derlin-1-VIMP complex.
AGGACCCGGAUGUUGCCGCGGAGGAGGGUCAGUUGCAGUUCCGGGUCUGCUGCGAGAUGGAUUUGGGGGCAGCGCAAGAGGGGAAUCCGCCCCUGGAGCGGGAAGGGGUCCAGUUCCUUCAGCAGACAGUGGGCUCACUUUUUGCAGACUAUGGGUGGUACAUCCUCCUCAGCUCCGUUGCGAUCUAUUUGCUUAUACAAAAGCUCUCACGAAGCUUUCGAGGCAAGAGGCAGCCCCGCUUGGAUGCAGCAGCUGUUGAACCCGAUGCUGUGGUGAGACGACAGGAAGCUCUGCUCGCAGCCCGUCUGCGCAUGCAAGAAGAGUUGAACGAGCAAGCGGAAAAAUUCAAAGAAAAACAGAAGAAGGCUGAAGAAGAGAAGAGAAGGCAGAAGAUUGUCAUGUGGGAAAGCAUGCAGGAAGGCAAAAGUUAUAAGGAGACCCUGAAACAGAAUCAGCAGGAACCUGAGCCUGGAGCAUCUGCAGCGGCUGCUGCCCCAAAGCCAAAACCCAACAGGAAACCUUUGCGAGGUGCUGGUUACAACCCCCUCUCUGGAGAAGGUGGUGGGACUUGCUCGUGGAGACCAGGGCGCCGCGGGCCAUCCUCGGGUGGAUGAGGCUAAUUCUGCCGGUGCUGUCCAUCGACACCGGCAGGCAUUAACUUAACUCCACAACUGUGGCUGUCUGUGGGCUGCUUGGCACAGGGACUUUGGGUGGGGGGCUGUUUUUAGCACUGUAAGAGCAUCAAAUAUGUGUGAAUUGAAGGGUGGGAUUCAGCUACUGAAUCCUGUCUGCAGAAGCCUUGAGCAGGCACUUUAGUUUGCAAAUUGGGGCAUUCCUCCCUCUCUUCCCUCCUUGCGCCCCUUGGAAUUGGCUAGGGGGAUCAGGAGAACCGUAGGAACAGCGCAUGUGGGGG